Messenger RNA from Acanthosepion pharaonis, 558 nucleotides. NCBI's taxonomy places the organism in Eukaryota, Metazoa, Mollusca, Cephalopoda, Sepiida, Sepiidae. The record is from the annotation of a GenBank genome assembly.
AUGAGAAGAGAUGAUAAUCUAGAAGCAAGAAGAGAUGAUAAUCUAGAAGCAAGAAGAGAUGAUAAUCUAGAAGCAAGAAGUGAUGAUAAUCUAGAAACAAGAAGAGAUGAUAAUCUAGAAGCAAGAAGUGAUAAUAAUCUAGAGGCAAGAAGAAAUAAUAAUCUAGAAGCAAGAAGUGAUGAUAAUCUAGAAGCAAGAAGAGAUGAUAAUCUACAUACAAAAAGAAAUGAUAAUCUAGAAGCAAGAAUUGAUGAUAAUCUAGAGAAAAGAAGUGAUGAUAAUCUAGAAGCAAGAAGUGAUGAUAAUCUACAAACAAAAAGAAAUGAUAAUCUAGAAGCAAGAAAUGAUGAUAAUCUAGAGAAAAGAAGUGAUGAUAAUCUAGAAGCAAGAAGUGAUGAUAAUCUACAGACAAAAAGAAAUGAUAAUCUAGAAGCAAGAAAUGAUGAUAAUCUAGAGAAAAGAAGUGAUGAUAAUCUAGAAGCAAGAAGUGAUGAUAAUCUACAGACAAAAAGAAAUGAUAAUCUAGAAGCAAGAAGUGAUGAUAAUCUAGAGGCAUGA